UCAGGAAGCGCGGGCGAGCGGCGCGAGAAGCAGCAGACGCGUUCUCAAGCCGGAACUGGGGCGCCUGGGAUCGCUGCAGUGCCAGGACCUGUAUCUCCAAUGGAUACUGAAGGGUUUGGUGAGCUCCUUCAGCAAGCUGAACAGCUUGCUGCAGAGACUGAGGGCAUCUCUGAACUUCCCCAUGUGGAACGGAACUUACAGGAAAUCCAGCAGGCCGGCGAGCGUCUGCGUUCUCGCACCCUUACACGCACGUCCCAGGAGACAGCAGAUGUCAAGGCGUCAGUUCUUCUUGGGUCUCGGGGACUUGAUAUAUCCCACAUCUCCCAGAGAUUGGAGAGUCUGAGUGCAGCCACCACCUUUGAGCCUCUUGAGCCUGUGAAGGACACAGACAUUCAGGGCUUCCUGAAGAAUGAAAAGGACAAUGCCCUACUGUCUGCCAUUGAAGAGUCCCGAAAGAGGACCUUUGGCAUGGCUGAGGAGUACCAUCGAGAGUCAAUGCUGGUUGAGUGGGAGCAAGUGAAACAGCGAAUUCUGCACACACUGCUGGCUUCAGGAGAAGAUGCCCUUGACUUUACUCAAGAAAGUGAGCCAAGUUAUGUCAGUGAUGUGGGGCCCCCUGGUCGAAGCUCUCUGGACAGCAUUGAGAUGGCCUAUGCCCGGCAGAUAUACAUCUAUAAUGAGAAGAUUGUAAACGGACACCUGCAGCCUAAUCUUGUGGACCUGUGUGCUUCUGUGGCAGAGCUGGAUGAUAAGAGCAUUUCUGACAUGUGGACCAUGGUAAAACAAAUGACAGAUGUGUUGUUGGCACCAGCAACUGAUGCCCUGAAGAGCCGCAGCAGUGUGGAAGUGCGCAUGGAGUUUGUCAGGCAGGCCUUGGGAUACCUUGAGCAAG
This is a messenger RNA of Castor canadensis (American beaver), 892 nucleotides long. Lineage: Eukaryota; Metazoa; Chordata; Mammalia; Rodentia; Castoridae. The record is from RefSeq and is a predicted model, not a curated record.